Messenger RNA from Fusarium venenatum, 825 nucleotides. RefSeq names its product Alpha/Beta hydrolase protein. The record is from RefSeq and is a predicted model, not a curated record. NCBI's taxonomy places the organism in Eukaryota, Fungi, Ascomycota, Sordariomycetes, Hypocreales, Nectriaceae.
AUGUCUAUGUCAGAUAACAAGCAAACGAUCUAUUACAAAGAAUACAACAAAGACCAGAAUGAAUCCAUCAUCUUUCUGCAUGGUGGCGGAGGAAGCCAUAUUGAGUGGAAACAUGUUGCGAGCCAACCAGCUAUGGCAUCGUACCAUCUUAUACUCGUGGAUCUACCAAUGCACUCAGAAUCCCAUGACAUCAAACCUUUCACGCUAGAAAAUGCAGCCGAUAAAGUACAAGAGGUCAUUCACAACCAAGCUCACGGUGGUAAAGCCCAUGUUGUUGGAUUCUCCCUAGGCGGAUUCGUCGCCUUGUUCCUUACCUCGCGCCACCCGGACAUUGUUCUAUCCACCUUGGCAACUGGUGCAUACCCAUACCGAGGCCUGUUCAAAUGGGUUAUGGAAAGACCAACAGCGAUGUGGAUCGUGGGAAAGUUACAGAGUAUUCCGGGCUUAACGGAAAGGGCUUUUAAAAGACAAGGAAUCGACUACGAAGAAUGGAUGACGGAACAAGAGAAGAACAAGUCACCAGAGAGAGAUGAGGCAAUGAGAAGGGAGUUGAUUGAGUUCAGUAUGGAGGAUGUCAAGGCUGUUGGUGACGCUGGGGUGAGAACUUGUGUUGUUGCAGGCGGCAAGAUGGAUCAAGUUGAAGCGAUAAAAGAAAUGGGAGUUGUAUUGCGAAAGGGAGGAGACGAGAAGGGAGUUAUGAAUGAAGCGAUUGUGGUAAGAGAUGCCUAUCACCCUUGGCAUUUGCAGUUGCCAGAGUUGUUUGCGUCUGGUGUUGCUGCUUGGGUGGGAAACAAAGAGUUGCCAAAGGAAUUCGAGAGACUAUAG